This is a messenger RNA of Agelaius phoeniceus (red-winged blackbird), 826 nucleotides long. Lineage: Eukaryota; Metazoa; Chordata; Aves; Passeriformes; Icteridae. The record is from RefSeq and is a predicted model, not a curated record.
CCGAGCCGCCCCGGGGCCGCCAUGGAGGACGGAGUUUACGUGCCCCCGGACCUGUCCCCGGAGGAGCGGCGGGAGCUGGAGUCCAUCCGGCGCCGCAAGCAGGAGCUGCUGGGGGAGAUCCAGCGCCUGCGGGACGAGCUCAGCGAGGCCAUCAGCGAGGUCGAGGGGCUGGAGGCCAACGAGGGCAGCAAGACGCUGCAGCGGAACCGCAAGAGGAUGGGCCGCAAGAAAUUCAACAUGGACCCAAAAAAGGGGAUCCAGUUCCUGGUGGAGCAGGAGCUGCUCCGGCACACGGCCGAGGACAUCGCCCGCUUCCUCUACAAGGGAGAGGGGCUGAACAAAACCGCAAUAGGAGAUUACCUGGGGGAGAGGGAGGAGUUUAACCUGGGCGUCCUCCACGCCUUUGUGGACCUGCACGAGUUCACCGACCUCAACCUGGUGCAGGCGCUCAGGCAGUUCCUGUGGAGUUUCCGGCUGCCGGGGGAGGCGCAGAAAAUCGAUCGCAUGAUGGAGGCGUUCGCGCAGCGCUACUGCCUGUGCAACCCGGGCGUGUUCACCUGUACAGACACGUGUUACGUGCUCUCCUUUGCCGUGAUCAUGCUCAACACGAGCCUGCACAACCCAACGUGCGGGACAAGCCCUCGGCCGACGCGCUUCGUGGCCAUGAACCGCGGCAUCAACGACGGCGGCGACCUGCCCGAGGAGCUGCUCAGGAACCUGUACGAGAGCAUCCGCUCGGAGCCCUUCAAGAUCCCCGAGGACGACGGCAACGACCUCACCCACACCUUCUUCAACCCCGACCGCGAGGGCUGGCUGCUCAAGCUGG